Yamadazyma jaroonii is the source of this 3645-nucleotide messenger RNA. The record is from the annotation of a GenBank genome assembly. Lineage: Eukaryota; Fungi; Ascomycota; Pichiomycetes; Serinales; Debaryomycetaceae.
AUGUCUUUGUAUAUUGGAGUUUAUAUCGCCUUGUUCGAUUAUGAACCUCAAACUGAUGAAGAAUUGAAAAUAAAUCAAGAUGACAUACUUUAUCUUUUAGAAAAGUCUGACGUUGAUGAUUGGUGGAAAGUGAAAAAGAGAGUAUUACCAGUUGGUGAUGAAGAAGUAGAAGAACCUGUUGGGUUAGUUCCUUCCAAUUAUAUCGAUGUGGCUCCAGUUUUGAAGACUUGUAAUGCAUUAUAUGAUUAUGCCAAACAAACUGAUGAAGAAUUGGAUUUUUCAGAAGGGUCUACGUUUCAAAUUUACGAUUUGAAUGAUCCUGAUUGGCUUUUAGUUGGUGAUACUAAUGGGAAAUAUGGUUUCAUUCCUUCCAAUUAUGUACAAAUGAAUGAUUCUGGUGCCACCACAGCUCCAGUGAGCCAGCCACCACAAUCGAAUAUUCCUGUUACUCAGUUUGCCCCACCUCCUCAACAUAUUAGUAGACAAACCCCUAGUGCUACUGUGAGCCAAGAAGAAAUCAAACCUCCACCAAUUGAGAAGGACCAAGUUGAAGAUCUUGAUCCUGAAAGUGAAGAUGAACCUCCAUUACCUUCUAGACCUCAAGCUCAAACCAAUAGACCAUCACAACCUAUGAACAUUAGACGUAGUUCUAACGGUAGUGUUAAUGAUUAUGGCAGAGGUUAUGAUGAUGAUGAAGUAGCACCUGCAAUGCCUUCAAGACCUGAUGUUACUCCCACUAAAGGAAGAAGCAGAAGUAGUAGUAAGUAUGAGGAUGAAGAAGAUUUGAACCAAGAACAUACUUUUGAUGGAGAAUUCUUUAAAUGGUUCAUUGAUGAGAUCGAUGGCAGAAAGAAGAAACCUGUGAUGUUGGCUAUAGGUAAAGGAUUGAUUAUUUUGAAACCUAAUAAGGUGAAAAGUCCUAGUAAGUUACGUUUAAGAUCAUCAUCAACCAGUGAAAUCGAUAAUGAAUGGAAAAUAAGAGAUUUACAAAGCUUUAGUAACGAGAAGAAGCAUUUAUUCUUGGAAUUUAAGAACCCUAUCGCUUCUGUAGAAUUACAUUGUGGAUCUAAGGAUGUAAGUGAAGCUAUCAUGUCAAUUUUAGCCGAUUUGAAAGGAGCUGAUAAUGCCAAAGGAUUAAGAGAAGUUGAAAGAGCUAGUCAAUCACGUGUUGGUGGAAGUAACAAAAGAAUUGGAAGAUUGUUAUAUGAUUUCGAAAGUCAAGGUGACGAUGAAUUGGCAUGUAGAGAAGGUGAUGAAGUAUAUAUCCUUAAUGAAUCCAAAUCUAAAGACUGGUGGAUGUGUGAAAAGAUUGUCAAUGGUAGACAAGGAGUUGUUCCUUCAUCAUAUAUCGAAAUCAUCGGUACUUCCAACCUCGACAAAUUAACUGACGCUCCUGAUAGACAGAAAUCUUUGAAGGAGAAGAAAAAAGCUAAAACUCGUCAUAGAGAUCGUGAUGAAAGGGAAAAGAUUAGAGAGAAAGAUAGAUUAGAAAGAGAAAAAGCUAGUAAGAAAUCCAAAUCUUCACCUUCAAAGAAUGAAGACACUUCAAUGCCAAAUUACCAUAGAGUCAGAACUUGGAUCGAUAGUUCAGGUUCUUUCAAGGUUGAAGCUGAAUUCUUGGGUUGUAUUGAAGGAAAGAUUCAUUUACAUAAAACCAAUGGAGUUAAAAUCGCCGUUGCUGCUACAAAAUUGUGCCUUGAAGAUUUGGAAUACGUUGAAAAAGUUACUGGUACUUCUUUACAAGAUUAUAAAGAUGAAGUGAAUCGUCAAAACGCCAAAAGAAAAGCUCAUGCUGAAAGAAAAUCAGCAGCUGCUAAAAAAGAUGACUUACCACCAGAACCGGUAUCAAAAUCCGCUACAGCUGUCAUUAAUGAUGUUCCACCACCUCAACCUACAAGACCUAAAUCUUCAACCAUAGCUGUGAAUGACCCUGAUUAUGAUUGGUUUGAAUUCUUCCUCAAUUGUGGUAUAGAUAUUGGUAAUUGUCAACGUUAUACCUUAAACUUCAACCGUGAGCAAAUGGAUGAUAAGAUUCUUGAAGAUAUCACCCCUUCAUUAUUAAGAACCCUCGGUUUAAGAGAAGGUGACAUUAUCAGAGUGAUGAAAUUUUUGGAUAACAAAUAUGGUAGAAAGAGAGACGAUAUUCCAGUUCAACCAACAGGUGCAUUGUUUACUGAACCAACAGGUGCUUUGAAGAAUAACUCAUCUUCAGAUAUUCCAAAAGUCGAUGCUAAAGCUUUACCAACACCUUCACAACCUCCUCAACCAACCCCUGCUCAACCAGCACCUCCUCAAACCACUUCAUUCGAAGAUGACGCUUGGGCAAUCAAACCUGCAGCUAGAUCCAAUGAAGAUUUAUCCAAACCUUCACAACCACAACAACCUCAAUACACUGGAUCUUUACAAGACUUAGUUAAUAUCAAGCCCCUCGAGAACAAACCACCACCAGCUCCAGUUCAAUCAAAUUCUCAAACCCCUUCAGCUGCAGUCAUGACUCCAGUUAAAACCGGUAAUUUGAUUCAACCAGGACAACAAUUCGGGGUCCAAAAAACUGGUAAUGGAACUUUAGUUUCUCCUCAAAAAACUGGAACUUUAGUACCAGUCCAAAGAACUGGUGGUUUAAUACCUGUAAUGACAGGAGGCUUGAUGACAGCUCAACCAACAGGGUUCAUUCCAAUUGCUUCUCAACCAACAGGGUUCAUGCCUAUUCAACAAACUGGUGGAUUGGCUCCUCAAUUUACAAUGGGUGGUACUUUGAUUCCAAUCCAAACUGGAGGUAUCUUUGUUCAAAAAACUGGUGGUGCUAUCAUGCCACCAACCAGUUUCAACCAACCAAUCUUACAAACUGGUGGAGUCACAAUGCCUAAUACCUCUUUUGGUCAACAGCCAGUGUUUACUCAAGUCACUGGAGGUGCUUCAAUGCCACCUACUUCAUUUGGACAACCAUUAUCUUUACAAAGGACUGGUCCUUUGAUACCAGUUCAAAAGACAGGUCCAAUGAGUCAACAAAUCACAGGAGGUGUUCCAUCACAAAUCACCGGAGGAAUGCCACCAACAUCUUUCGGUCAACCAAUGCAAAGUUUCCAACCCCAAAGUACUUUUGGUCAAAGUUUGACUGGAGGUGGGUUCGGACAAGGAUUCCAACCUCAACAGCCUACUGGAUUCCAACAACAAGGUUUCCAAGGACAAGGAUUCCAACCUCAACAACCAACUGGUGGAUUCCCUCAAACUUCCUUUGGUCAACCUAAUGGGUUCCCACAAACCUCGUUCAGCCAACAACCAACCGGGGGAUUCCAAUCUGGCUUCCCACAAACAUCUUUUGGUCAACCACCCAACCAACAACCUUCCCAAUUCGGACAAUUCCAACCACAACAAACUUUUAACAAUUUCCAACAACCAAACCAAAUGAAUCAAAUGACCAACAUGUUCCAAAAUACAAGCAUUUCAAGUCCUCCGACCUUUAAUCAACAAAUGAACCAAAUGCCAACCACAUCUUUUGGUCAACCAGCAUUUGAAGGUUUUAGUCAACCUUUACAAUCUCAACCAACAGGUUCAGGAUUUGGAAAUGCUCCUUUGACAAACCAACCUACUGGCAGAAGAGCAAACUUACUGGCAGCCACCCCCGAUAAUCCUUUUGGAUUUUAA